Messenger RNA from Xyrauchen texanus (razorback sucker), 1101 nucleotides. It is a transcript of the gene c16h8orf74, whose product is annotated as chromosome 16 C8orf74 homolog. The coding region runs from base 7 to 825 and encodes 272 amino acids. The record is from RefSeq and is a predicted model, not a curated record. Lineage: Eukaryota; Metazoa; Chordata; Actinopteri; Cypriniformes; Catostomidae. The transcript has 4 exons.
UUCACUAUGGCCUCCAUAGACACGAUAUUACAGGACAUAUCGAGGAUGAAGAGAGAUGAUGGUAUUGAGCUCAUGAGCCGCUGUUUUCAUUGGACGGAGUUUGACGGUGAUGAUAAACGACAGUUUUUGCAUCAGGAGUUUGUGUAUGAGAAUGUGAUGUAUGCAGUGAAACGAGGACUGCCCUGGUCAACAGUAGGACAAGUGGCACACGUGACCAAACACCUGCUGCCUAAACUUAAAGGCUUGAAGACAUCAGAAGUCUUUCGCCUUGUCAAGGAUCAGUUAUCACAGAUACAGCCUCAUCUCUCCACUGCCCAACAUGCUCUUCUUCUGGAAUUCAUUGUGAAAACAUACGUUCCUCAUCAACGCCUUUAUCAGGCAGUUUUAAGCGGUGAAACGGGCCUUAAACAUGUGAGAUCUGAGCUUGCAAUUGAAACCCCACCUCCUCCACAGCCGCUAUGUGAGGGCAUAGAUACUGUGGAGUGGCAACAGCAGCAGGCACAGAAAGAGCUGCUUUUGACUCAGUCCAAGAAAGAAGCAGAAAUCACUGAACUCAAAAAGAAGACUGAAGCUCAGAUGAUGGAGAAGUUGCAGGCCAGAUUACACAAUCUACCCAUCAAAGACACGAUGAGCAAACAGGAAGUGAAAGAGUUGCUGUGCAGUUUUCUGCAUUCGCAAGGAGAAAUUAUAAUGGAGUCUUUGAUGCACGUGGCCUGUCUGACAGAGGAACUACUACAACUGAAACUGAUGCAGAAGACUCAACUAAUGGACAGACAUGUCGCAAAUGAUCCUGUGCCAGUUGCUAAAAAAAUCAAAAAGAAAUGAUUUUGAUUGAUUACUAUACAUGAGGUACACAUGGGUUAAACUGUUGGCAUUUAUGUUUCUUCCUAACAGUCACAAAAGACCAAAACAUAGCUAUGAGCAUCUGAACCAUUGACAUUUUGGGAGCGACUCCUGUAUUCUAUAUAUACAUGGAACUUUAGGCAAAAUUUUGCAGUGUGUAUGAGGCCAUAGAAAUCCAUAGGUAAGAAACAUUGCACUGUAAUAAUACUGUAUACAUGUGCAAUUUCUUUGGCCCAAAAUCAGGCCAGUGAGUUGCUA